CGGUUGCCAGGCAGGUGGUGAUCGCUGUUUCUCUGUCUCAGUUUCUCUCCAUCUCUGUAAUUCAGCAGUGCAGCUUUAAUUCUGUGAAGAGCGACUCUUGUAAGAAAUAAUUCUGUGAAUAUCGCAUCUUGUCUCUCACUGGGAUUUUGCAUCAUCUCCGCCGUUUUUUCCCCUCACCUUCUUCUCUUGUGUGUAACCGUCAGCGGUCUCGUCAGAAACUGAAUGUCUCUUGCUGUCUGUGGUAAUCUGUUACCAUGACCACUGCAAAGGAGUCAAAUAUAUCGACCAAAGUCGCUCAACAGCAGGACAAGGAACUGGUGGGUAGUAACCCUCCGCAAAGGAACUGGAAGGGAAUAGCGAUCGCACUGCUUGUUAUUCUGGUCAUCUGCUCUUUGAUCGUCACCUCUGUCAUACUGUUGACUCCAGGUGAGGACGAUAGCCUGGCCUUUAAGGGAAAAGUGACAGUUGAAGAAAUCUUCAAGAAGGACUUCAAGGUUCACGACCCGAACGCUAAAUGGAUCAGCAGUAAUGAGCUCCUGUAUCGUACCCGUGAUGGCGACGUGGUCCGCUUUAACAUGGACACCAACGAGAGCACAAUCCUGGUGACCAACAGAAAGUUUGAAAUGUACAAAGCCAGCAAGUAUGAGGUUUCCCCAGAUAUGAAACUCGUUCUGUUGGCCUACAACGUUCAGCCGGUUUACGAGCACUCGUUCACGGCGGACUACAUCAUUUGCAGUCUGCAAACUCCGGAAACAUGGAUCCUGAACCCUCCAGAAGUGCGAAAUGCUCAUCUGCAGUUUGCAGGAUGGGGGCCACAAGGCCAGCAGCUGAUUUUUAUAUUUGAGAAUAACAUCUACUAUCGAGCCACUGUUGAGAACAGAUCCAUCCGCCUGGUUUCAACUGGAAAGGAGGGCGUGAUAUUCAACGGUCUGAGCGACUGGCUUUAUGAAGCGGAGAUCUUUAAGUACCAUAUUGCCCACUGGUGGUCUCCAGAUGGAGCCAGACUCGCAUACGCCACUAUCAAUGACACACUGGUGCCCAAGAUGGAGCUUCCAAUGUUCACUGGCUCUGUGUACCCUACAGCGAGACAGUAUCACUACCCUAAGGCAGGAGAGGAGAACCCCAUCAUCUCUCUUUAUGUGGUGAAUCUCAACGGACCUCUGCAUACCAUUGAGAUGAGAAGACCAGAUGACCAGAGAAUAGGAGAGUAUUAUGUGACAAUGGUAAAAUGGGCCACAAGUACAAAACUGUCUGUGAACUGGUUGAACAGAGCCCAGAAUAUCUCUAUCCUGACUCUCUGUGAAGCCACGACGGGUGUCUGCACCAAGAAACAUGAGGAUGAAAGUGAGGGCUGGCUACACAGACAGAAUGAAGAGCUGUUGUUCUCUAAAGAUGGCCUCCGGCUGUUCUUCACUAGAGCGAUCCCACAGGGAGGAAGAGGGAAGUUCUUCCACAUCUCCAUGUCCAUCUCACAGCCCAACAGCAGUACAGAUACUCUACAGUCCAUCACAUCAGGAGAUUGGGACGUCACACAAGUGCUGGCAUAUGACGAGGACAGCCAGUUAAUAUAUUUCCUGAGCACCGAGGAUGACCCUAAACGAAGGCACCUCUACAGCGCAGACACGGUGGGCACCUUUAACCGCCGAUGUCUCUCCUGUGAUUUCACUGACAGCUGUGGGUAUGUCCGUGGCUCUUUCAGUCAUAAUAUGGACUACUUCCUGCUCAACUGUAAAGGUCCUGGAGUUCCAUAUGUGGCAGUAUACAGCACCCAUGACAGACAGAAGGUGUGUGACAUUGAGUUGAAUCUGAGCUUGAGGAGAACGGUGGACUCGAUGCAGAUGCCGCAUGUGGAAUACAGAGAGAUAAACAUAGAGGAUUACAGCCUCAGCAUGCAGAUCCUGAAACCUGUUGGCUUCAUGGACACCUCACACUACCCACUUUUGCUCCUCGUAGAUGGGACUCCAGGCAGUCAGUCUGUCUCGGAGCAGUUCCACAUUGACUGGGCGUCAGUGCUGGUCAGCAGUUUUGGGGUGGUUGUGGUGCGCUUUGAUGGCCGUGGAAGUGGCUUUCAGGGGACUAACUUGCUCCAUAAGGUGCAGCGCAGACUGGGGGUGUUCGAGGAGAAAGACCAGCUGGAGGCCCUCAGCAUAAUGGCACAGGAACCGUACAUUGACAAGACAAGGAUCGGAGCUUUUGGGCAGGUGUAUGGAGGUUAUAUCACCAGUCUUCUGCUCAGCUCUGAAGAGUCCAUGCUCAAGUGUGCUGCAGUGCUCUCGCCCAUCACAGACUUUACACUAUAUGCGUCAGCUUUCUCAGAGAGAUAUCUGGGUCCUCCCAAGCCUGAUCGGAGAGCAUACGAGAUGGCCAACCUCGCAUACAGAGCGUCCCAGUUCAUUGAUAAGAAGUUUUUAAUCAUUCAUCCUACCGCAGAUGAAAAGGUCCACUUUCAGCACACAGCCAAAUUCAUUUCCAGGUUAAUCAGCGAGAGAGCAAAUUACACUCUGCAGAUCUACCCAGAUGAAGGUCACUUCAUUCACAAGGAGGGAACGCGGCAGCACCUCAGUCAGUCGCUGGUCAACUUCUUUGAGGAGUGUUUCCGGCUCCCGGAGCUUGUGUUCGAGGAGGCGAUGGAGGAGGAGAGCGAAGAGGAGGGUUAGUCCACUUCAACCAUGACGCCCAAGUUCAAAGCCAGCUCUUUUUGCCACAUAAUAUGCAACUCAUAGUUUUCAGCCCUCCUGUUUUCAGUUUGUUCAGUCAACGGCCCCUCCACGCCUCGUGGUGUCGCAUGCUGACUCUGAAACUCCCCUUCAGGUGCUCCUCACAAUCCAUCAACCCUCUUCAGACUGCAGUCGUGCAGUACGGCGUGGCAUUUGGCUGGCGCUACAUCAUCCCUCUCAACCUGGCAGGCCAGUUAUGAGCUUCUGAGGGUGUUGUGAAGACGUUUCUGGCCUGUCCAUCACGUUGACGGAUGAGAGGGUGAUGGGCUUUGAAUCCCGAUUGCUGUGAAACUCACAGGAGACUGAGAACAUCUGGAGUUGCAACAGCGAGACUAAUGGGUCAUUUGGUGUUCGAUUCAAAUAGAUAUUUGAUGUUUUGGGAAUUGCGGGGGGUUGUUGUCGGGGAAAUGUGUCAUUUGUGCUUCAAACGAUCUUCUCAUGUCCAGUUGUGCUCGUGUCUGGUGUUUUCAGUGUUCAAGCGUGUCACAGUCUUGGAAAUCUUAUAGCCUCAAGUGUGUAUUUAGAUGGUGUUAAUUCAUGGUGAAAACUUCAUCAAGCAGAAGGGGAGCAGAAGCAAUGAUUAUCAUUAUUCUCGGAGACCAUGACAGUUUGAAACGACUGUUGACACCACAUCUCAGUGUGUGUUUGGUCUGUCAGUACUGAAAAAAGCACACUAUCUUGUUUUAGUCACUGUGCCUUACUAUGGAAGCGAACAGUCUUUACUGUACGAGGAGCCUCCGUAUAAAUACCACGAGUCAUUCAAGGCUUACGAUUGAUUGACUAAAAUCAUGUCUGUACUUCAAUUCAAAAACAAAAUGCAUUAUUGACUGUGAUAGCAUUAUGAUGACUCUGUUAUUAGUAAAUUAUGUUUUUAACACUCUUGUUUUGUGCAUGUGUGAGCUAGCAUUGUUUUACCGCCAACAAAAACAAACUUGCUCGGCAUCCCGCUAAUAGUGGCUUUCCAUCCACUAUAAGGAUCAAGUAAUGGAGCAUGAAAUUAAAAUGUAUAAUUUCAACAUUACCUCAGUAUUAAACUAAAACCCCUUUGAGGGUUUAGAGACACUUUGUAUUUCAUGUUGAUACGUGCCCAAAAAAUCUGUACAUAAAGGAUUAAUGAGUUGGUUUAAAGAAUAGUUUGCACAAAAAUGAAGUUCACUCACCCUCAUGUUGUUCAAGCCUCGUAUGACUUUCGAUCUUCCAUGGAGAAAAAAGGGUGUAUUCUGAAAAAUCUUCAUGUUGCUCUUUAAAUACAUUGAAAGAAUAUAAUGACCAGGGAUUGCUCCAAGCAGGACUAAAAACACCAAAAAAGGAAAAACAGUGUAGUUCAAAUGACUUUUAUAUUCCAAAUCUUCAGAAUUUUAAACAAUUGCUUGGUGUGAGAAACAAAAUUAAGUCAUUUAUUUAACUAAAUUAACUUAAAUGUACAUACAGUGUACAAUAUGUGCAUAUAUAUAUAUAUAUAUACAAUGCAUUAAACAUGAGUUGAGCCAGGUUUUACCACCAAUAAUGCACUAGGCAUUGGUUUUUCUUGCAUGUCACGUAAAAAAUCUUGACAUCAAAUUUUGCACAUGCAUGAAUGAGAUUUGAGAAAGAAGUUUUGGGGGUUUUUUUGCAUCUAAACUCAAGUUCUAGUCUUUUCAUCACUUCAGAAAACGUAGAAUAUAGCACACAAGAUGUAAAAAAUACAUAUAUAUAUGGUGCUUUUUGUUUGUUUGGUUUUUUUUUGGAGCUCAACAGCAUCCAUCCCCAUUCACUUUCAUUGUAUGGAAAAAGCAACAUUUAAAUUUGUCCUAACAUCUCUUUUGGAGUUUUGUGUAAGAAUUUAAGUCAUAUGAAACAACAUGAGGGUAAGUGAAUUAUUCCUUUCACGUUUGAGCAAUACAGUACUGUGCAAAUGUUUCUCAUUACAGGAGUGGCCAACUAAUUGCAGUUUGCUCAUUUUCAUUAUUUAAGUCAUUAUAGUCAUUUAUGGUAUUUUUAUGUGUGUUUGUCUCAGUGCUUUGCACAGUACUGUUUAUUAACAGUUUAUCAGCUGUAACUUUUGCAUAUUAAAGCUCUGGAGGAUGAAAUAUGUUUUGUUUGAAUGAAAUGUUCAUGUUUAGUCUUGAUGCAUUCAUAGUGCAUGUUAAAAAAAAAACAUUUGCAACAAACUUUAUUUUUUAAAACUGGUCAAACGUGUGCAUAGUAUUUUUGACGGCUUGAAUGUUCUUUAUUGACCUGCAUAUCAUUUCCAGUAGUUUUGUAGGUGAGAUCUCAGUCUUGUCUGCUUGAUGUAUAAAUGUUACUCAAAUAUCAUUUAAGUCUCUGAAUAUCUGAGUGUUACUUGUACAUAAAGCAUUUGAAGGUGUUUUGUUCUCCUGUAUAGAGGGUGGUGGAGGUCACAGUUACAACGAACUGAAUGUGCACAAUGAAAAAUAAUCACAUGGGACAAAGUGUAUGAUGGGAUUACCAUAUAAUGACUGGGAAAGAGUAGACAUAUUGUGACAACUGUCAGAAAACAAACUAUUUUAUCAUCACCUUUGUUAUCAUUUGUUUUGAUCCUCACUAAAGGACAAAUCCAUAAGUAACCAAAAUAAAUUG
Messenger RNA from Xyrauchen texanus (razorback sucker), 5297 nucleotides. RefSeq names its product dipeptidyl-peptidase 6a (gene dpp6a). NCBI's taxonomy places the organism in Eukaryota, Metazoa, Chordata, Actinopteri, Cypriniformes, Catostomidae. The record is from RefSeq and is a predicted model, not a curated record. Gene Ontology annotation, biological process: proteolysis. Gene Ontology annotation, molecular function: dipeptidyl-peptidase activity; serine-type peptidase activity. The coding region runs from base 255 to 2657 and encodes 800 amino acids. The transcript has 26 exons.